Aspergillus terreus NIH2624 is the source of this 4590-nucleotide messenger RNA. RefSeq lists its product as uncharacterized. Gene Ontology annotation, molecular function: protein binding. Lineage: Eukaryota; Fungi; Ascomycota; Eurotiomycetes; Eurotiales; Aspergillaceae. Gene Ontology annotation, biological process: protein localization to ciliary inversin compartment. The coding region runs from base 1 to 4590 and encodes 1529 amino acids. The transcript has 7 exons. Gene Ontology annotation, cellular component: ciliary inversin compartment. The record is from RefSeq and is a predicted model, not a curated record.
AUGGAUGGCAUCUCAGUAGCAGCCAACGUGGCAGGCCUUGUGAGCCUCGCUGUCCAAUUGGCUCCGCAUCUGUACAAUUACUUUUCCGACGUCAAGUCAGCCCAGGCCGAUGUGAAACGGUAUUCGGGCGAGGUCCACACCUUUAUCGAAGUGUGCAACCGUCUCCACAAAUUCCUAUCGACGGACAAACUGCAAGAGGGCUUUGACACCACACAGUCGGUGCUCGUGCGCACGGUGGUAUCAUGCGAGGGCACCCUGCACGAUCUCGCCCGGUUGCUGAAGAGCCCGGUGGAUUGGUCCCGACGACUGGCAUGGCCCAUCCGGAAGAAACGGGUCGAUGCUAUCAUGGAGCAGCUAUCUCGAUAUACGCAGCUGUUCCAGUUUUCCUUGACGGUGGAAGGCUGUGCCAUUCUGUCCCAAACCCCAGAAGAAGUCACAACAAUCCUCAAACUCCAGAUGGAUACCUCCCGCAAAAUGCAUGGAAUCGCGGAGAAAAUGGCGGCCCUGGAGCUGUCUGCGGAAAACUAUCGCAGUACGGCUGAUGAGUUGGGCGAGCUCCUUGAGAGUAUCAAGACCUUUGUGGAUCCGUCGGAGCAGUUGCAGGAAAUUAAACAGGGCGUGGGGAGUAUAUCCCGCCGGCUUACAGAUGACCGCGAUGUGGAAAUACUGGACUGGCUCUCACCGCAGCGUGGAGGAGGCCGGCACCACGAAGUCCGUUCGAGAAGAACACCAGGCACAGGCAAAUGGAUAUUCGACACGCCGGCUGUUCGUGAGUGGCUGGAGGAGGGGGAGCAGGCGAAGAUGCUAUGGCUGAAUGGGCCUCCUGGCUGUGGAAAGUCGACGAUGCUGUCUUUGAUUGUCGAUGAGUUGAAACUCUCUCACACACCCCCUCAUGCCGCUGUUGCAUACUUCUAUUGUGACUAUCGCUCAAAACACACGAGUCCUUUGGUAUCUGCACUCGGCGGGAUCCUUCGCUUCCUGAUCGAAAGCCUAGACAGCAUUCCGACUCCGCUGCAGGACUUGUUCGAAAGCACCCGCCGAGAAGGUCGUGCGCCACUGCCAAUCGAACUGGAGGAGUUGAUACACAGUAUAUCUGCUUCCUUCAAUCGAUGUUAUAUCCUUGUCGACGCUAUGGAUGAGUUCAGUAUCGAGGACCCGACGCAGACCACCCAGUUCAUUAAGACGUUGGACAGUCUUGUUAGAGCAGGUACAAGCGUCCUGGUGACGAGUCGUACAUUACCGGCCCCUGGCAUGUCAAGGUGUGUUAUUGAGCAGUACACUGCUGCUGAUAAUGAUAUCAGAAGCUAUAUUGCACAUGCGCUGCAUUCCGAUGAGUCUGUAAUGGAUCUUUUGGACUCGCAGCUAGAGCGGGAUAUUACCAACACCGUGGUGGACUGCGCCCAUGGAAUGUUCCUUCUCGCCGUGCUGCAUCUGCAAAAUAUCAGGGGCCAGGUCACUCGGUCCGGCGUCCGGAAAGCACUGACUGGAUUGAGCGGUGAUUUGGGAGACGCCUACGACAAGACCUUUGAAGCCAUCAACCACCAGUCGGAGUCCCAGCGAUCGCUCGCCCUGAAUACCCUGAUGUGGGUGUCUGCAUCCUACAGGCCGCUGCACAGCCUGGAACUGCGCCAUGCACUUGCGACGAAUGACAACGACGAAGACAUGGACUUCGAUAACAUCCCUCCAAUGAAGGUGGUUGUCCGAGUUUGCUGUGGUCUCAUCGCAGUGGACGAUCUAGGCAAUGACCAGUCAAAUGUCCGCCUGGUUCAUCAUACGCUGCACCAGUACCUGCAGAAGAAACAGACGGAGUGGUUCUGCCAGGCGCAUGCAAAGAUUGCACGUACCUGUCUAACAUACCUCUCCUUCAAGUCACUCGGCACGCGCCCACAGGUGCGAGUAAAGCACUUGGAUGCAGUUCAUCACAGCCCGCAGCCUUCCAACAAGUGGGCCCUCACCGACUUUGCGAUGGCAUCGUGGGGAUACCACGCUGCUCGUGCGCCGUUCGAUUCAUACGACGCCUUAGCUUCCCGCCUGCUCAAGAACACAAACAGGCUACGAUAUCUGUUCCCCGACAAUGAGCAGAUAAAAGGGCUUCACGUGGCUGCGUAUUUUGGCUUGGCCGAAGUCACCAAACAACUACUAGCCUCCGGCCAUCGAGUAGACGCAGUAGACAGCACGUUUGCCACGCCGCUCCACAAGGCCUGCAAAUACAACCACUACCACACCGCCGUUGUCCUGCUGGAGGCCGGCGCAAAGCCAGACCACUGGAGUCUGUCCUGGUCCACGCCACUGUUCAACGCCGUGACGAACAAAAACCACAGGCUGGUUCAGACCCUCCUGGAAUACGGAGCCAGGGUUGAUCUGCAGUGCCAAGAUCAGUGGACGGCGCUCCACAAGGCCGCAGACAUCGGAGACUUGGACACGGUGCUUCUCUUGGUCGCGUACGACGCUUGCAUUCGGUCCGUGUCUAACAGAGGCCUCACAGCGCUGCAUCGCGCGGCCGGACGAGGCCAUCUCGAAGUGAUGCAGUUUCUGAUCGAGCACGGGGCGGAAAUCGACCGGAAAACAGCAGACGGGUGGACUCCACUGCACGGCGCAUCGUCCAGCGGGCGGGCUGAAGCGGUCAAACUGCUUCUGAAGAACGGGGCAGACAUCAAGCACCAGAGCUUCGAUGGAAGCACCGCGCUCCAUCGGGCUUGUAGAAAUGGGUCGGUGGACACGGUGCAGACACUAAUAGAGCACGGUGCGGAUGUGAUGGCGCAAGACCGCAGCCUCGACAUUCCGCUGCACAUAGCAGCCCGCGAGGGCCACAGAGACGUGAUAGACUGCCUGCUGAAGCAGAACCCGCUGCAGACCAGCCAGGUGAACAAAUCAGGGUGGACUGCCUACCACGAGGCGGAGCUGAGCGGCUUCCACAUCACCGAAAGGCUGGCAACUGACCGCUCCAUGCCUGACGCAGACGGGAAACCUGAAGACGAGCUCACAAACGCGAUUCGAUCCGAUGAGGCCGACAAAGUGCAGGCCAUUCUCAGUGCCGAACAACCGGACGUCGAAUCCCGCGAUACCACUGACCGGACACUCCUGCACCAAGCGCUUCACGCGGGCUCCCACAGAACGGCGCGCAUCUUACUCGACGCAGGGGCAGACAUCCACGCCCGAUCCGCAAUGAGCGGAUGGCAGUGCAUCCACUACGCCGCUGUAUCAGGGAGCGCUGACUGCGUACGGCUGUGCCUCGAGCGUGGCGCAGACGGCAACAGCCGCACCGUGCGAGGGCAGACGCCCCUGCACCAUGCGUGCCGGAUCGGCAGCGAAGAGAUAGUGCAGAUUCUCCUGGACCACGACGUGGAUUCACGGGUCGCGGACGAUCAACGUUGGCGCCCGGUUCACACGGCGGCGGCGGCGGGUCACUCGGCUAUUGUGAGCAAACUGCUGGUCUGCAGCGCGUCCAGCUGGUCCGUCAUAGACGAGCAGAUAGACUUACAGGAGCUGCAAGCCUGCGCUGCACUCCGCGGUCACCAUGGCUUGGUUGAGCUUAUCCGGGACUUUCGAUAUGCACUGGCUCGUAUUCUCUACCCAGAGUCUCUUGUUAGCAGCGUCACCGACUCCCUACCAACAUACGCAGAAGCGACGCAAGGCUCGUCUGUGUCUGCGCACUCCAGCAGUACGCGAGCAUAUCGGCCACCGUCACCAGCGCCCAGCUACCGCACCGUCGACAGCCUCUCGUUCAAAAAUGCGAAAGCCAAAGCACCAUUAGGAUGGGAGAUGACGUCCGUGGUAAGCCCACUUCUUCAACAGAAACGAGUAGAUGUGAACAUGCGGCGCAAUGGAACAACAGCGCUCCACUGUGCCGCCCGAGAUGGCAACAAGGAGCUCGUCGAGUUCCUCCUUCAACACGGUGCUCACGAGCACGUGAAAGACGACCUCGGAAGACGUGCCAUUAUCCUGGCGGCGCGCAACGGACACGCCGACGUCGCAGAAUGCCUGAUGCGAGGGUUCUGGGACUGCGCGCUGUAUCUGGAGAAAAUGUUCUUUGCAGCUGCGGUUCACGGACACAAGCGCUUUGUGGAAACGGUUCUCAAAUAUACGCCUGCGCACGCCAGGGACCAGAUGACGACUCUCGCGGUGGCGGAAAUGGCAGAGUCAUGUCGAGAGGAUGUUCUGGAGUACGUCCUGGCGACAGGCGCCGACAUUAAUAGCGCUGACCCGUCGGGUCGGACGGCGCUGCAUCUGGCCACGUACUAUCCCCAUGCCGUCCAAAUUAUUCUUGCGUACGGGGGAAACGUCAAGGCGCACACGGAUGGAGGGAUGACGCCGUUCCUUGAGGCGGCGAAAUGGGGCCAUGUGGGUUCGAUGGCUCUUUUGCUGGAUGGUGGUGCCAGUAUCUCCGAGGUUAAUAACAAGGGCCAGACUGCGCUGCAUCUUGUCGCAAGAGCCGGAUUCCAAACUGCGACGAAGUUGUUAUUGAGUCGAGGAGCAGAUGUCGGUGCUAGAGAUCACCGCGGACGGACACCUCUUGACGUGGCGGUUCAAGGCCGGCAGCAUUGGGCAGUGGAGAUUCUCAAGACGUUUAUGGACCAAGUGCCAUAUUGA